UAUAUGAGAACAAGUGAUUGAUUAAAGUGAACAAGCAUACAGCAAUAUAUAGAAAGUAGAAAACAAGCAGUUGUAGAAUACACCACACCCAGUAUUGUCGCGCCCUGUGAAUCAGCCUUUCAUCAUAAAGCCCACCACCACAUCGCUUCGUCGUCAUUCACGUUGAAGCCUCUCAGCUGAGAUACUCCCUCCUACCCGCAUCGUCUCUCCUAUUCCCCACUUACCCGCGCUCCGCGCCUUCCUCCCUUCCUCGGCCCCAUCCACCCGCAUCGCGUCGACCGCCUCCUGCCGCGCCGCUACUCCUCUCUAUCGCCUCCCGCGUGUCCGUCCUACCAUCUCGGCGGCGUCUCCCCUGCUGUGACGCGUCCCCCUAUGGCGAUGGUGGGAGCACCCAAGGCGGUGGACGGUGCGGCCAACAGCUCGGAGGUGCAGCAGCUGGCGCAGUUUGCAGUGGACCAACACAACAAGAAGCAGAACAGCGACCUGAAGCUGGUGUCGGUGCAGUCCGCGAGCCAGCAGGUGGUGGCGGGCACGAUGCACCGCAUCAAACUCACCGCGCAGCUGCCAGGCGCCACCCCGCCCGUGAUUGCUCUGUAUGAGGCUGCCAUCUGGGAGAAGCCCUGGGAGGGCUUUAAGGAGCUGCAGUCCUUUGACAAGAUCGACAGCGCUUGAGGCGGGGAGCUCGUAGAGGCAGCACCAGCAGUGUGUGUCGGAAUCAGGGCCUCCGAUAUCAGGAUGUUUUAUCCUGAAUUCCUGAUUUCAGGAUGCCUGUUAGGUGCCAAACUUGAAAAAUCCGUUUAGUGUAAAAUUUCACCCUGUGAAUUCAGUUAUGAAUCAUAGUGUAACCUGUCGUGGCACUGGGAUAGCCUUGAACCUCUUCUCUCUAUAGGAAGGGUACUAGAGAGGCUUUCCUUCUAUGGCACGUGUGCAUGUGUGUGAGAGAGGUAGUGGGCAUGUGUCUCUGCCCCCCCUGUCAAAUGUAACUUAGGUU
Molecule: messenger RNA, 991 nt
Organism: Closterium sp. NIES-67
Lineage: Eukaryota; Viridiplantae; Streptophyta; Zygnematophyceae; Desmidiales; Closteriaceae
Source: the annotation of a GenBank genome assembly